This is a messenger RNA of Gongylonema pulchrum, 393 nucleotides long. NCBI's taxonomy places the organism in Eukaryota, Metazoa, Nematoda, Chromadorea, Rhabditida, Gongylonematidae. The record is from the annotation of a GenBank genome assembly.
AUGAAGCUGUUGGUGGUGCGCGAUGAAAGCUCCAAGAUCUUGGGACAGCGCUAUCUCAAUUCGCAGAUCUCAUUCUGCCUGGGCCUGUUGCAAUUUGCUAUCUGCAUCUGGGCAAUGGCGCAGCAUAUUUUGUACUGUGAUUUUGUGAAUGGUACCGAACCAGUGCUUCUCGUUGGCGUUGAUGUAAUCAUAUUCGACAUCGGUCUAUUUCAUUCCCUCUGGGGCAUCGAUAGCUGCGUGGCGCAGCAUCUGGAUGGUGGUUAUGGCCGGUGCAUGUGGUGCAUUACUCAUACAACUGCCUUUCUUAUAUGCCUACCUUUCGCAUUUGUAUCGCGACCCAAGCCUUAUUCAUUAUGGCCCCUUCUUAUUCAGGCAAUCAGCGAAGAAGGCUAG